GGACGUGAGUAGAAGCGCGAUCGUCACUUCCGCCAGGAGCCGGAAGUCACUGUCUCCCGGGUGAACUGGCCUUUGCAGCGAGGGAAAGCGAGUGCAGAUUCAUCCACCUGCAGCCAUGGGACGCAGGAAGUCUAAAAGGAAACCACCCCCCAAGAAGAAGAUGACGGGCACCCUGGAGACCCAGUUCACCUGCCCCUUCUGCAAUCAUGAGAAGUCCUGUGACGUAAAAAUGGACCGCGCCCGCAACACCGGAGUCAUUUCCUGUACCGUGUGCCUAGAGGAAUUCCAGACGCCCAUCACUUAUCUGUCAGAACCCGUGGAUGUGUACAGCGAUUGGAUAGACGCCUGCGAGGCAGCCAAUCAGUAGCGACACCGAGGACCCACCCCCUUGGCAGCCCCGCCUGCCGUGGACCCGCCCACUGGGUUCCAAAGCAGAGACAUUCCAGGGGUCGGGGGUGGGUCCGGGGCUGUCGUGGCCUCCUGUGUGUCUGCGUGAAGGGUGUGAGUGUGCGUGUGCCCCUAGAUUUGGGGUGGGGUUGAGUCGGCAGGCCUGAGGGCCCUGAUCAGGGCUCUCGUGGCCGCUGCCUCUUCUGACCCCAGCCUCCCUAGCUUUGGGCUCCGGUUUCCCUGAGGGGCAUUGGCCUGUCUGGGCAGGAGAUGGGUGCAGCUUCUCCAGCCUCCUAGACAGCAGUGCUCCCCGUGCCCGCAGUCUUGGAGUCCAAGCCCUCAUUCCAGCCCCCUUGGCAGAGGGAGCCAGCGCCCCUGCCCUGACUGGAAGCCGCACUUCCUCUUUAGUUGCUUUUGUAGAGGAGGCAGGGCUGGUUUGGGGACAGCUGUCAGUUAUGAGUCCCUAAUAAAACGACUAAUGCAGA
Molecule: messenger RNA, 872 nt
Organism: Fukomys damarensis (Damara mole-rat)
Lineage: Eukaryota; Metazoa; Chordata; Mammalia; Rodentia; Bathyergidae
Gene: Elof1
Product: elongation factor 1 homolog
Exons: 4
Coding region: 116-367 (83 amino acids)
Biological process (GO): transcription elongation by RNA polymerase II
Cellular component (GO): transcription elongation factor complex
Molecular function (GO): RNA polymerase II complex binding
Source: RefSeq, a predicted model, not a curated record